Setaria italica (foxtail millet) is the source of this 13093-nucleotide messenger RNA. Its product is annotated as chromatin structure-remodeling complex protein SYD. The record is from RefSeq and is a predicted model, not a curated record. NCBI's taxonomy places the organism in Eukaryota, Viridiplantae, Streptophyta, Magnoliopsida, Poales, Poaceae. The transcript is spliced from 41 exons. Gene Ontology annotation, biological process: positive regulation of transcription by RNA polymerase II. Gene Ontology annotation, molecular function: ATP binding; histone binding; DNA binding. Gene Ontology annotation, cellular component: nucleus. The coding region runs from base 241 to 12864 and encodes 4207 amino acids.
ACUGCAGGGGUCUACUGGGAAACUGGAAAUGGCGGAGGCGACGAGCUCGAGCUCGGGCACCUAGCUCACGCGUUUCCGCUGCCACCGGCGCCGCGCUCGCCGGCGAAUAUCCCGCCGCCGCCGCCGCCGCCGCCGCCGCUUCCGGAGACCACCAGCUCCCCCGCGCGGCGGCUCCGGCUUUUCUCCCUUCCUCCUUUCCGCUAGGGUUUUCCCCGAUCCCCAAUCACUGUUAAUUCAGAAAUGGCUUCAUCACAGCAUGUUGAGAUGGAGGCUGCGAAACUUCUUCAUAAACUUAUUCAGGAGUCCAAGGAUGAGCCUUCUAAACUAGCAACAAAACUUUAUGUGAUAUGUCAACAUAUGAAACUAAGUGGAAAGGAGCAGUCACUGCCAUAUCAAGUCAUAUCGAGGGCUAUGGAGACAGUUGUAAACCAACAUGGAAUUGAUAUGGAAGCACUGCGAUCAUCGCGAAUUCCAUUUGCCGGUGGCCCUCACGCAGGUGAUUCUAGUGGUGCCAUGUCAAAAGACAAGGAGGUCAUUGGUAACCAGUCUCCCAUGGUUGGAAGUGACGCAUCCCAGAAUAGUGGGCAAGCUGGAUUAUGGCAGUUUCCAUCAGGUUCAACAGAUAUGACAAGGCAUGUGGCAUCUGUUUCGGGCAGGGUACCAACAGGGCCAAACUGGGGUGACUUCCCAGCAGCUGAUAUUCAUCAAGGCUCCAUGUCACAAAAGAGCGGUAGGUCCUCUGGCAUUGAAAGCCCUGCAAGUCUGCAGAUGGAGGACACCAGAUCUAUGAAUUCACAUGAUUCUUUGAAAUCUGAUGAGAAAACAAGUAAGAAAACCUCUUCUAAGAGAAAAAGGAUGGAUUCAAAAGGAGCUGGAGAUUUGCAUUCUGAAGACAACUCAAAGUCAGAUGCUAUCUCCACUGGACACAAUACCAGAAAGGGGAAACAAGUUGGCAAAGCUGGUAGACAAGGUCAGCCUUCCAUGGGAAUGGAGCAUGAGCAACCACAUUCACUGCAAGUACAAGGUGGUACUGCUCAGGUGCCACCGUCACAUGGUGGUGCACCUUUUCUCAGGGCUCACCCGGAAGGUCCAUUGAUUUCUUCUGGGAGGACUAUUGACAAGACUAAACCAUCAAAUCCAUUCACAAUGGCUCAAAUUCCAAAUUUUCCUGAGGGACUGGCUUCUAGUGGUGUCCCUAUUGAGUUGCAGAAAAGUAUACAGGGUGGAGCAAAUUUAUUUAAUGCUGGUUUUGGCUGGAACCAAAACUCACAAGUUCCAAUUAUGAAGAAUUCUCAAGGGCCUAAUCACAAUUUAGUGAGUUCUGGAGUUAAUGUUGAAGGGAAAGUGAAUGUAGGGGCACAAGGAGCUUUUAACUCUACUUCUGCACCACAGAUGGGAUUUCCCCCGAUUCCUCCUUACAACUCCUCUUCCUUUGGAGGUAGCUCACAGUUUCUGGACAAAGGCAAGGAAUUGGCUUCCAGCAGUACUGGCACUGAACUUCAUUCGACACCGAAAGUUGCAUCUCAGCCUGGGAUGCCUCAUGGAAAUCCCAUCCAAGAAAGGCAAGGUAUUAUCAGAGCACCACAAAGAGCUGAGGCAUCUUUCCAAGAAGGCAGACCAUCUGCACUUCCGAAUAGAAAUACUGGGCCAAGUCCAAUGUCUCACCCCUCUUCCAACAUACCAUUCAAAGAACAGCAGCUGAAGCAGCUCAGGGCACAGUGCUUAGUAUUUCUUGCAUUUAGAAAUAAUUUGCAGCCCAGGAAGGUGCAUCUUGAAAUUGCCUUGGGUAGAGUACCUCCUGCAGAAAGUGAUACUGCAGGUCAGAGGGGCAGUGAGAGCAGAGCGCCUGAUGGUUUGGGAAAGGAAACUGGAAGCAGUCGGGAGAACUCUGGUGUUUUUGGUAGGCAAGGUGAUGUCUCUAGACUUCCAUCCACAUCUGCAGGAAGUAUUGCAGAAGUUGAUUCCUUUCCGAAAGACCCAGAAAAUGCUACAAAGAAGAUCAAGGUAGCUGAACAGGAGAAGUCUUUGAUGGAAGUAGAAAACAUCCAAAAAGCUUCUGUUAUGCAGGGAGCUAGUUCUGAAAUGCGUUCCCAGGAAACUGCAUCUCCCAUUCCAUCUGGACCACAGCAGUCAUACUUUCAGGGAGAUACGAGAAGAAUUGCUCCUGAUAUUCAUAGAAAUGAUGCUGAAAAUUUGAAUCGUAAUUUGAGUUGGGGAGGCCUGGGACCUACUGCUUUGGGUGGUAAUAGACAACAUCUGAAUCAGGAAACUAAAGAAUUACCUGCACCUUCAAAGCCACAACAUAUGCCUGUUGAUGGUUACAACUCCAAUAUGCCUGGAAUAGAUCAGACUACAGAGACAGUUGGAGCUGGUAAUGAUGUUGAAAAUUGUAGCCACGCAGCAGACAUUGUGCCCGAGCAGGCUGCUGAUGAAGGAGAUGAGGAUCUUUCGGAGCAUGAUGAUCUACCGUCAUCUCCUCCAAAGCACACUAUGACAGAAAAAUGGAUCUUGGAAUACCAGAAGAGAAUGUACAAUGAGAAACAAAAAAGGACAUUGGAGCAGCAUAAAUUACACGGCAGAAUGUCAGCAUCCUAUGAGAAGCUAAAGGAAAGCGUUAAUUCAUCUGAAGAUCUUUCCGCAAAGACAAAGAGUGUCAUUGAAUUGAAAAAGCUUCAACUUCUGCCACUUCAACGUCGUGUACGCAGUGAGUUUUUGAUGGACUUUUUCAAGCCCAAUACAGCUGACUUGGAGCGCAUCAAAGCAGUGAAGAAACAUAGGCAUGGACGGCGCGUGAAACAGCUUGAAAAAAUUGAACAGAAAAUGAAGGAAGAAAGGCAAAAGAGAAUUCGUGAGAGGCAGAAGGAGUUCUUUGCUGAUAUAGAGGCUCACAGAGAGAAACUUGAGGACAGCUUCAAGGUUAAGAGAGAACGCUUGAAGGGUUUCAAUAGGUACAUAAAAGAAUUUCACAAGAGGAAAGAGCGAAUUCAUCGGGAGAAAUUGGAUAGGAUCCAACGAGAGAAAAUCAAUCUGCUUAAGAACAACGAUGUUGAGGGAUAUCUUAGGAUGGUCAAGGAUGCAAAAUCUGACCGAGUUAAGCAACUAUUGCGUGAAACUGAGAAAUAUCUACAGAAACUUGGGAACAAAUUGCAGAAUGCGAAGUCCACAGAUGGACGUGCAUCUUAUGUUUCUGAUAAGAGUGACCCUGCAAACGACAUCGAAGAUGAGAGCUACCAGCCACAGCAUUAUCUGGAAAGUAAUGAAAAGUACUAUCAACUGGCCCACAGUGUUAAGGAGACCGUGAAUGAUCAGCCAUCUUAUCUUCAGGGUGGCAAAUUGCGAGAGUACCAGAUGAACGGUUUGCGUUGGCUGGUUUCAUUGUACAAUAAUAAUUUGAAUGGAAUUUUAGCAGAUGAGAUGGGUCUUGGUAAAACAGUACAAGUAAUCUCUCUGUUAUGCUACCUUAUGGAAACAAAAAAUGACCGGGGACCUUUUCUCGUGGUUGUACCAUCAUCCGUUCUUCCUGGAUGGGAAUCUGAGCUCAACUUCUGGGCACCUAGUAUAAACAAAAUUGCUUAUGCUGGUCCUCCAGAAGAAAGGCGCAGAAUGUUCAAAGAGAUGAUUGUUCAUCAGAAGUUUAAUGUUCUUUUGACAACAUAUGAGUACUUGAUGAACAAGCAUGAUAGGCCAAAACUAAGCAAAAUACAAUGGCACUAUAUAAUAAUUGAUGAAGGGCAUCGCAUAAAGAACGCGUCUUGUAAGCUCAAUGCUGAUUUGAAGCUUUAUCGGAGCUCCCAUCGGCUGUUAUUGACAGGAACUCCUCUGCAGAACAAUCUUGAGGAGCUGUGGGCACUUUUGAAUUUCCUUUUGCCCAAUAUAUUUAAUUCAUCAGAGGACUUUUCUCAGUGGUUUAACAAACCAUUUGAAAGCAAUGGUGAUAAUUCACCUGAUGAGGCCUUGCUUUCGGAGGAAGAAAACUUGCUGAUCAUAAACCGUCUUCACCAGGUUCUUCGGCCCUUUGUACUCCGAAGACUUAAGCAUAAGGUUGAAAAUGAGCUGCCAGAGAAGAUUGAAAGACUUGUAAGAUGUGAAGCAUCUGCUUAUCAGAAGCUUCUCAUGACAAGGGUGGAAGAUAAUCUUGGUGCAAUUGGAGCGGUUAAGGUUCGCUCUGUGCACAAUUCUGUCAUGGAAUUGAGGAACAUAUGCAACCAUCCGUACCUGAGCCAGCUUCAUGUUGAAGAGAUUGAAGGCUAUCUACCUAAACAUUAUCUGCCAAAUAUUGUAAGGCUCUGUGGAAAACUUGAGAUGUUGGACAGACUGCUACCCAAACUCAAAGCUACUGGCCAUAGGGUUCUACUUUUUUCUACAAUGACAAGAUUGCUUGAUGUAAUGGAGGAUUACCUGGUUUGGAAAAAAUAUAAGUACCUUCGGUUGGAUGGGCACACUUCUGGACAUGAAAGAGGAGCUCUUAUCGAUAAAUUUAAUGAUCCUAAUUCUCAAGCAUUCAUUUUUCUUCUGAGUAUUCGAGCUGGAGGUGUUGGUGUCAAUCUCCAAGCAGCUGAUACUGUUAUCAUAUUUGAUACCGAUUGGAAUCCUCAGGUUGACCUGCAAGCACAGGCUAGGGCACACAGGAUUGGUCAAAAGAAGGAGGUUCUUGUUUUACGUUUAGAAACGGUCCGGACUGUUGAAGAGCAAGUCAGGGCUUCAGCAGAACACAAAUUAGGUGUUGCUAAUCAGAGUAUAACUGCUGGUUUUUUUGACAAUAACACAAGUGCUGAAGAUCGAAGGGAGUAUCUUGAAUCACUCCUACGUGAGUGUAAGAAGGAAGAAGCAGCUCCAGUGUUAGACGAUGACGCUCUGAAUGAUAUUCUUGCACGGAGCGAAGCUGAGAUUGACGUAUUUGAAUCUAUUGACAAGCAAAGGAGAGAAGAAGAAACAGAGGCUUGGCAAAAGGUGGUUCAGGAUGGUUCAACUAGUGGGCUAGACCCUGCAGUAUUGCCUUCUCGUCUUGUAACUGACGAUGAUCUCAAGCCCUUCUGCCAUGCUAUGAAGCUUUAUGAGCCAUCAAAUGUAAAAAGUGUAAAGGUGAAUGUGAGGAAGAAGGGUGAACUUGGGGGCCUUGAUACACAACAUUAUGGAAGGGGCAAACGAGCUCGUGAGGUUCGCUCUUAUGAGGACCAAUGGACCGAAGAAGAAUUUGAAAAACUUUGUCAAGUUGAUUCUCCUGAUUCACCACAACCUGGUGGUAUGCCGAAAGAUUCAGAUAUUCCUAAAGCCCUGAAGCCUGAAAUUCUCGCAGAGAGUUCAAAAGAACCAGAACAAAUGAGGAAAGAGGCAUCCCCAACUGUUGACGACUCCCCACCAGCAAAACGGCGGAGAGGUAGACCUAAAAGGUCAGAUGUUUUCUUAUCUCCUACUACAGCUCCAACUGAUGCUGUCAAACAAGAGACAGGAACCACACAUGAUGGUAGUUCUGCCACACCAGCAACUAUCAUCAAUUCUGAUGCACCAGCUACUCCGAUCCAUUCAGCUGCUUCAGAUGUUAAUGUACAUUCUAUUUCACCGGCUGAUAAUAUCAACAAUCAAGACUUUGGUACUGAAACCAAGACUUCCAGUUCUGUCAUUGUUCCAGAAGGACCUAUAGCAAAAGACACUGGCUCGUCGUUGCAGAGUGUUCAUAAUGUUGCAGCUCCUGCAGUACCUCAUCAACCAGCUAGAGGCAGGAGAGCCCAAGCAGGAGAAACACCUCGCAGACGAGGACGAAAACCAAAAUCUCUAACGUCUUCUGGUGUAGAUGAUGUUGGUCUUAACCCACCUGUUUCAGCUGGUAGCGGAGUAGCAGACACUAGUUGUGUUUCUUCAUAUACUCAAGUGAAUACUCCCCCAUCACAAGGAAGUGCUGUGGCAGUGGCAGGAAUCCAGAAGGAUUUGGUCACAGUUAAACUGGAUACAUUAUUGCCAGAUAGCGGUAAGCGUAUUUCUCCUGUUCAUGAAGGAGAUAAAGGUGCAACCAUUACAACACCUGUGGCAAAAGAUAUAUGUGCUGAAACUGUGAUGUCAGACAAUGCUACCACACUGGCACCAAAUACUCUUAAUGAAAAUGUUAGAUUGCUUCAAGUGGAAUCUGCACCUACCAUGCCUGUGGUUUCAGGAGGUUUGGUGGAAACAUCACAUGUGGUGGCAGAUAAGCCUGUUGAGAAGCAACCUGCUUCACGUCGCCGCAGAAAGAAAACAUCUGGUAGUGAGGAUACUGGAGUCAGCACUAGACAAAGAUCGGCUAUGAAAAAAUCUUGUUACAGCACAUCCGUUACUAUUGAUGAUGUUGGUUCUGGCAUGGUCCCAAGUGAAAAAUCAGGAAUAAUGAAGGAAAGAGAUGAUGGUUCACUUCAGAAUACUUCUAAUGAAUUACCAAAUAUUAAGUUACCAUCGCAUGAGAAGUCUGGAUAUGAUUCUCAACCAAGCACACCUAUAGCUGUCCCCAUCAAUGAAGCUACACUUCCUAGUGGUUUUAAAGAUAACCGUGCUACUCAUUCUGAAAUAACUCUUGCCACAUCAGCCAAUCCUCAUGUCGAUGGUAAACCGGUUGAUUCGCACCUUGAUGCACCUGUUUCUGUUGCUUCCCAAAAUCAAGAACAUGUUAAGACUGGGAAGGACCAUUUGGCAGUGUGUUCUGAAGUCCCUGCUAGUCAUUUAGCAAUGGCUAGUGCAAAUCCUGCUAGUGAUCAUAAAUCUGAAAGUGCUCAAUUUGACCGAUCUGCUUCAUUGCUUCAGAAUUCAGGUAAGGAACCCACUGUAGUACCUUCUGAGGUUGAUAUAGCUGCUCCAAAUAAGGCACCAGGCAGCAGGAGGAAAGGGUCGGCUCGGGAAUCACGCAGCAGAAGUAAUUCUACAACAGCUGCAAGUGAACGCCGAGCCCGACUUACUGGAUCAAAGCAGGUGGAGGACAUAUCAGCAAAGCCAACCACAACAGUGUGUGUUUCAUCAGUCGAGCAACAGAGAGCUGACUCUUUAAGAGCUGAGGUUACCGCUGCUUCUGUUUGUGAAGCACAGAAGAAUCCUGGGAGUCAUGUGUCUUCUGACAUUUCAAUUCCGGUGGGGAGUCAUGCGUCUGGCGCAGCAGUUACUGAAGAAACAACGAUGAUGACACAAACUCCUGUGAUGGCUAAAUCAGAAGAAACAAAACUUCCAGGUGAUCUACAAGGUAUUGAGCUUAAAAGUUCAGUACCACAAACAAACAUGGUUUCAGCUGCGGAAUCAGCACCUGCAAAUGAUGAACACUUGCAAGGUGCUGAAGUUAAUAGUUCAGAACAGACAAAAGUGGUUUCAGCUGCUGAACCAGCACCUUCAAAUGAUGAACAUGUGCAUGGUGUAGAGGUUGAUAGCUCAGAACAACCGACAAAGACAGUCUCAGCUGCAGAAUCAGCACCUUCAAAUGAUGAAGAACACACAACGCACGAAGUGCGUCUUAAGACUUCUGAUGUUAAUAUACUUACCUCUAGUGCAGCAACAGACAUAUUGCAGGACAAAAUUGAUACCAGUGUUGCUUGCCAGUCAGAUGCACCGUGUACGGAUGAAAUUGCAAGGCAGUCUGAUGCAUCGCUACUAGAUAGCAAAGCCCCUCAUGAUGGUUCAGCUAAAUACUCUCGUGGCUCCACCAAAGAAGAUGAUUAUGUCUUGCGCAGUGAAGCCACUGGUGUUGAUGUCACUGGUUCUAAGCAAGAUGAUGUGAAAGUUGAUGACACGCAAGUUGAUGAUACUUCUAGGGCUUCUUCCAGUCAUUUGGCUGCUACUUCACAAUCCACUCAGUCAGAUCAGCCUCCAGAUCAAGUGGAGAUUGUGGAGAAUAGGAAUGAACAAGUGAAAAUGGAAGAAACAUUGGAUAAGAGUUCUGGAGACAAUCAAACUCAUAGUCAGAACCAUGAAACUUCUCAUGAUACAGCAUUAUUAAGAAAUUCUCCUUCAGAGUACUUGAAUGAGCAUUGUUCUGCUCAAGUAGAUGGUGAUACAUUUAAAAGUAAAGAAAAUAUUGUUGAAAUCCAUGCUGCCAUGAAUAUUGAUGGUCCUGAGGAAGCUCUGGAUGCUUCGUCCAUGCAAUCUCAGAAAGAGGGCAGCACAACAGACGUUGGUUUAUCCACCGAUGGUGAUACAUCUGAAACUAAAGAAACUACUGUUGAAACCCAUGCUGCCAUGAAUGCUGAUGGCCCUGAGGAAGCUCAGGAUGCUUUGUCCACCCAAUCUGAUAAAGAGGCCAGCAUGGCAGAAGUUGAUGUGCCUACCGAUAGCAGUCCCACAGUUUGCAAAGCACAUAAUGAUCUUGAAGGCCAGGUAUCUUGUGAAGAAACCUUGGUUAGGGCUGAUGCUGACAAUCGAACCCAUAGCAAUACAAAUGAUGAUUCUAAUAAUAAAGAUGAAGACACCAUGGUUAAUCCUGUUGACAGCACACGAGAACCGAUGGAAGAAAGCACCAUUAUUGCUUCAGAAAUUUCUGAUUUGAAUAAGCAAAGCUGCACCUUGCAUUUUGGAAAUGAUCCCCCUUCAAGUAUGCAGGCGACAGUUGAGUCUAAUAAAGUUACUAGUGAUGCUGAAAUGGUUUGUCCUGGCAGGUUAGAAUCUUCUGUUAUUGAGACUGGAACAGUGGGUAUCCAAGAGACUGUCAUUGGUGAUCUUGAGAGAUCAGAAAAAACAGGGGAUUUGGAUGAAAAAACUGGCAGUCCGCAGCGUGAUGUUCUUGGUACAUCAUGUUCCAUGAUGGGUCUUGUGUGUGAAAAAACACCUAUUGAAGAUCUUACUGCAGGUAGCCAUUUGGAAGCACCAGUAGAACCAACUCAAGAAACUACUGUUGCAAACGCAGUGGUGUUCAUGGAUGCCUGCAACACAGAACCUGAUGGUGAUUCUACUGUUGCUGAAGGGCAAAAACAGACUGUAGAAAUGGUUCAUUCUCCAGAAAAUCAAUCUGCUGCAUCCGAACAUGUCGAGACACAGGCAAAGCCAACUGUGAUUUGUGGUCCUAUGCUAAAUGAAUCUCAGACUGCAGGGCUGGAAGAUGACUUCUCAAUACUGAAGCAUGGUGGUCCUACUGCCUCAUCCGAGCUUGUUGUAGAAUCCAAUCCAACCAGUGAAAUUUCUGCUAUUCAAGUGGAAACAGAGGCAACAAAGUCAGAUGGGUACUGCACAGUGGAGGAUGGCAAUGCUUCAUCUGAAACUGUCAUGGAAUUGGAGCCAAAUAAAGAAACUACUAUUCCUAUGCAAGAGGAUACUACAGAAACUAAUGAUACUAUUGCUACUUACAAAGCAUGCAAUGAUUCUGAGAGUCAUUCAUUUGGUGAAGCGGUGAUGGAAAUGCAGUCAUCAGAGAUCAAGGCAGCAUCUUCUAUUCAGUCUGGUGCAGGAAACAUAAGCACACAGGCUCCUGCAAUGCCUGAUGGAACUGAACAAACCAAUAUGGCUUCAACUUCAGAAGUAGCACCUGAAAAUGAUAAAGAACAUAUGCCAGGCACUGAAGUUCAUAGUUCAGACCAACAAACAAAGACGAUUUCACCUGCUAAUGAUGAACAUGUGCAAGAUAUUAUGGUUCAUAGUUCAGAACAACAAACAGAGACGGUUUCAGAUGCACAGAUUGACACAUUGUGCGUCCAGGAGACUGCAAUUGUUGAUCAUGGUGAAACAAGAGGAACAGUUGAUCUGAAUGACAUAAGUACACAGACUCCUGCAUUACCUGGAAGCGGCUUGUUUGGUGUGGAGGCACAUAGUUCAGAACAACAAAAAACAGCAUCUUCACCAGGUGAUGGGGUUAAUAGUUCAGAAAAACAAAUAAAACUUGAUUCGGUUGCAGAGAUUGAAACAGCGGACGUCAAGGAGACUGCCAUUGCUGAUCAUGAGGAAACAGGUGAUGAGAGUGGCGUAAGUACACAUGCUCCUCUAUUAACUGAAUCUGGAGAAAAAGGAUCACCUGGAACUGACUUGCAUGAUUUUGAGGGUGAGAAGGAUCAUUCUACUGGGAUUAACAUAGAGGGCAUCCAAGGCCCUUAUGAUGCCUCAGACAAGGAUCAUUCUACUGAUCCUCCUGCAACUACCCUGGUGAUGGUUGAAUCUGAUAAAGAUACCUGUGAUGCAGAAAUUGUUUCUGCUGGCAAAUUAGAAUCUUCUGGUGGUGGUGAUAUUGGAACAGUUAGUGUCCAGGAAGCUGCAGAUGAUGCUGAUCACGAGGGAACACAAGGAAAAGGUAUUGAGGCUCAUGGUUCAGAACAAAUGGAGAUGGUUUCAGUUGCACAAGCGGCAUCUAAUCUGGCUUUAGUAGGAUAUUCUUCUUCAGAAGACUCAAUGUUGGAUGAUUCUGCCCGAGCAGCUGAUGGUGGUGAUUUUGUGGAUAGUAAAGGAGCUGGUGUUGAUAGCCAAGAAACUACAUCAACUCAAACCACCUCUACUCUUCCAGAGAAUACUGACAUGGAUUGGCAAAGCUGCCCCUUGCAAUCUGGGAAUGAUUCUCCUGCAACUACUGCAGUGACAGUUGAAUCCGAUAAAGAUAUUGGUGAUGCUGGAACUGCUUGUGUUGGCAAGACAGAAUCUUCUAGUGGUGUUGGGAUUGAGAUGAUGGUUGUCCAGGAAACUUCCAUUGCUGAUCAGCAAGGAGCAAUUGGAACAGGUGAUCUGAAUGAGGAAAAUGACAGUUUGCGACGUGGUGAUGACUGUGGUACAUCAUGUUCCACAUUAGUUACUGCGUGUGAAAAAGCACCUAGUGUUGAAGGGGUUAUUGUGGCUGACCAUUCAGAAGUGCCCACUUCAGUUGAACUUAUCGCUGCACAAUCAACUCAAGAAGCUACCAUUUCAAACCAAGAGGAAAUUGUUGCCCAUGAAAAAGCAACUAGUGUAGAAGGGCUUACUGUAGAUAGCCGUUCAGAUGCGCCUGCAUCAAUGGUAUUAGUUGGUGUGGAAUCAACUCAAGAAGCUAUGUCAAACCAAGAACAAAUUAUAGAUGCUGUUGGCUCUAUGCAUGAAAGCAACAGUACAGCCAGUGGUGCUGCUGCUACUGCUAGCGGAGCAGACCUGACUGAAGAAGUGGUUAAAGCUCCUGAAGAGCAACCAAUCCUGUUUCAACUUGUUGAUUCACAAGCAAAGGCAGCUGAGAUCUCUGGCCCUAUGCAGGAGGAAUCCAUAGCAAACUUGGAAAAUGAUGUCUCAGAACCUAAAGAUGGUAGCCCUACUGCCUCGUCUGAGCGUGUUGCAGAACCCAAGCCAGUUGAUGAAACUUCUGUUAUGCAAGUGGCACUGACAACGAGUACAGGGGAUGAAUGUGCAGCAGAGGAUCAUAAUGUUGUUCCAUCUGAAACUGUUAUGGAAUCGGAGCCCAUUCAAGAAAUUGCUGUUCCUAUGCAAGAGGACGGUAAAGAAGCUAAUGAUGCUCAUACUGCUCGCGAAGUAUGCAGAGAUCUUGAGGGCCAUGCAUCAGGUGCUGUGUCGAUGCCAGUAGAAUCAGAAAUUGUUGCUAGGCAAGGGGAUGACGCAGAAGCUAAUGAUACUACUAUCAUCAGCGAAGUAUGCAAAGGUACUGAGUCCCAUGUAUCUGGUGAAGUACCAAUUCCAGUAGAGUCAUCACCACUCAAGGUGGAACUGGCGAAUGAGACAGAUGACUCUCAAGGUUUGAAUCGAGGGACGGGAUUCGAUGAGCGUGAGAUGCAAUGUACGACUCAGCCUGUUGCUGUAGCUGAUGUUCCCAUUAUAGUGGGAGACGAGGUAUUAAACACGGAGUCUACACCUGGUGGUGCAAAUGCAAAAUCUGAUGGAGCUGACACUGAACAGAAAUUGCUACCUUCCUCUGUUGAGCCCAUGGUAGACGUAUCUAGUGAGCUGCCCAGCCAAGAGGUAAAGGAGGCUCCAAGCACUGACCUUUCAGGAAAUGAUGAAGAUGUGAAGAUGGAAGAGGCCCCUGCUGCUCAGGGACAGCUAAACACUGAUGCAGCUUAUGGUGGUGAAAAUGCAAAACUUGGUGAAGCUGCCUUGGAGCUGCAGUUGCCACCUUCAUCUGGUGAGGCAAUAGUAGAGAUAUCUAGUGAGCCACUCAGCCAAGAGGCAAAGGAAGCUGCAAGCACUAACCCUCCAGGAAAUGAUGAAAAUGAGCUGCAAUUGCCACCUUCAUCUGGUGAGGCAAUGGUAGAGAUAUCUAGUGAGCCACUCAGCCAAGAGGCGAAGGAAGCUGCAAGCACUAACCCUCCAGGAAAUGAUGAAAAUGAGCUGCAAUUGCCACCUUCAUCUGGUGAGGCAAUGGUAGAGAUAUCUAGUGAGCCACUCAGCCAAGAGGCGAAGGAAGCUGCAAGCACUGGCCCUCCAGGAAAUAAUGAAAAUGCAAAGGUGCAAGAGGCUACUGUUGCUGCUCAGGUACUUCUGAGCACCGAACAUGCUCCUGAUGGUGAAACUUCAAGACUUGCUGGAGGUGAUACAGAACUGCAAUUGACACCAGCUGGUCAGGCUAUGGUAGACAUAUCUAGUGAGCCACCCAGCAGCCAAGAGGUAAAUGAGGCUCCAAUCAGUGACGCUUUGGGAAAUGAUGAAAAUAUAAAGACAGAAAAUACUGCUGAUGCUGAACCUGCCCCUGGUAGUGAAAAUACAGAACUCGGCGAAGCCAACACUGAAAGGCAAGCGAAACCAGUGUCUGCUGUGGUUAUGGUAGAAUCAUCUAGUGAGCUUCCCAGCCAAGAGGGAAAGGAAGCUGCAACCACUGACCUGUCAGGGGAUGAUGAAAAAGCAAAGUCAGCGAGGGCUGCUGUUGUUGCGGAACUUUUUGGAGAUGCAACAGAAGGCGGUUCAGAUCAACCAUUACCCUCGCCUAGAGGUGAAGGUGAGGAUGCAGAUGGUGAUGGAGGUGUAGAGUAAAUUAUGCAAAUAUUGUACUAAGAACUACUAGAAUCUGUGUAAGUAAGAACUGCUAUUAGUGCUUUAGCUGUAACCCAUGGAAGCUUUCACUGAAAUUAAUGUUAGUUUACGUGGUGCUGAGAUUACAGCAGUUGUGGCGCACGGCAGUUAAUUCUUUUCUAACGUGUGAAUGUUUGCUGUACUGAUAUGUGUUGCUUGAUCCGCAUCACAUCGUAUCAUGUUGUUAGUA